GCCAUUUUGUGGCGUUAAGCCGCGCGCGCGGGCGGUUCCCUCUCAUUUCCUCGUCGCGGCGGGACGGGGCGGCCGCUCCUGGCGCUUCGCUCCGGCCUCGGGCCGCCCCUCGGACCCUGAGGUUUAUUCUCUUCGUCCGCCGCCGCCCCUCAGGGGCUCCUGCCCACCAUGAGCUACGGCCGCCCGCCGCCCGAUGUGGAGGGCAUGACGUCCCUCAAGGUGGACAACCUGACCUACCGCACCUCCCCGGACACCCUCCGGAGGGUCUUUGAGAAAUACGGCCGCGUGGGCGACGUCUACAUCCCACGGGACCGCUACACCAAGGAGAGCCGCGGCUUCGCCUUCGUGCGCUUCCACGACAAGCGGGACGCGGAGGACGCGAUGGACGCGAUGGACGGGGCGGUGCUGGACGGCCGGGAGCUCCGCGUGCAAAUGGCCCGCUACGGCCGCCCGCCCGACUCGCACCACAGCCGCCGCGGGCCGCCGCCCCGCCGGUACAGCAGCAGCGGCUACGGCCGCCGCAGCCGCAGCCCUAGAAGACGCCGUCGCAGCCGAUCUAGAAGCAGGAGCCGCUCUAGGUCCCGCAGUCGGUCCCGCUACAGUCGAUCCAAAUCCCGGUCUCGCACACGCUCUCGGUCUCGCUCCACCUCCAAGUCCAGAUCUGCCAGGAGAUCCAAGUCAAAGUCCUCAUCUGUCUCCAGAUCCCGAUCCAGGUCAAGAUCCCGGUCUAGAUCUAGAAGCCCUCCCCCUGCCUCAAAGAGGGAAUCCAACUCUAGAUCCAGGUCUAAGAGCCCUCCUAAGUCUCCGGAAGAAGAAGGAGCUGUAUCCUCCUAGGAACAUGGUAAUGUACCUCGGGGUCAGCACAGGAUGCAUGUUACUUUAUUAGAUCGCUUAGAUGGGGUGUUGGGUAGUUCUUGGAGCAUUAAUAGCCUGAACCAAGUGAAUCCUAGUGGGGCACAUUGUUGUUGGUUUUGGUUUUUUUUUUCUUGAGCAGUGAUUUUUUUGGUUAUUGAUUUAGGGAAAUAAUUACUGAAGGGUUUUCUACGGAGAAAUUUUUUUUUUUAACAGAGAAAAUGUUUUAUUGCAAGAUUAAUGCCUUGGUUUUAAUAAAAUAUUGUAUGAGACGCAACCUAUGAUGAAAAUGACUAUUUCUUACUGUAUUUAUCCAACAUCUGCAUUUUCCCCUUUAAAGCUGCGGUCUCCUGUUUGCUAAAAGAAUAUUGGCCAGUAUUGCAGAUUUUAACUGAUUUGGCUGAUCCUCCAGGGACCAGUUUCUGUGGGCGUGUGUUGGAGCAGGUUUGUCUUACACUGUUAAAGAUACACUAUCCUUUUAGAACGGAAGAUCGGUUCAGUGGCCGUUGUACUGACUGGAGGUAAUAACUGUCCUAGAAAAGUGGUAAAAUUCCUUGCAAAGAGAAAACCACGGAAACUAGUUUUUCCUCAAGUCGACAUCUUGAAGAGGCAUCUAAGGAUACACUGGGUGGGGAAAGGAUAGUGUGUCUUUAACCCUUCAAACUGUUUGGUCCUAUUUUUUAAAAGGAAAGGGCCUGAGCUAGCUCUGGAGUUAGAUAAUUGUAGCAAAAUUAGUCACAUUUUCGGUUUUGACUGCUAAUUAGAGCUUAGUUAAGUCUUUAUGAAGAAGUAUUAGUUUUAUAACUUUUAUAGAACUCUGAAUAAUUGAGUGGUGAACAGGCUGAAUUGAAGUUAAUGGUGGCUUGAUCCACAGCCUGGUGCUUAUUCUCCUUUGUAACUAAAUAUUUUAACCAAACCUUACAUUUGGCCUCUGAAGUAAAGCAACACACGGGGGGGAGGUGGAACACUGUGGAAAUUCCUAAAACUUAAUUAAAUUAGUCAAAGCCAGUUGAAACACAACUAGAAGUAUCCCUGAAGUCAUCCACACCCAAAAUGGACAAGGUAGAAACCUGGCUGAAUUUUUCUCUCUUCAAACCUAGAUGCUUCAGCUAAAUGAGAGCCCAGAUAAAGGACGCCUUUGGGGGGAAAAGAUCGCUUGAGUCUUCAGCCCAUUGGAGAGACCCUGGCCGAGCAACCAGCUGUUGAAAAGGUUAUUUUGUAACAUUUUGUCUAACUUUUUACUUGUUUAAGUUGCGCCUCAAGUGGCAGAUUUUACAUUUUAUGUGCCAUUUUGUUGCUGUUAUUCAAAUUUCUUGUAAUUUAGUGAAGUGAACGACUACCGAUUUCAAUAUUGGCUUGGAUAUUUGAGGUAAAACUUCAUUUUUGUUUAUAUAGUGCUGACUUCUAUUGGAAAUUAAAAUCGAUGGUAACUUGCUGCCUCCAGUUUCAUACUGAGGAAUCAUGCAGCCAUUAUAUGCUGAUAGCUAACUGUCAAAAAGUACUCUCAAUUUUAUUUUGAAUCCUUAAAUAAGUCCACAAAACUUCAACUUGAAACUUACUGUAAAUGCUUUUUUUUUUUUUUAUAAGAAAGAAAAACUUUGACUUAAAAUAGCAUCUUCAAAUUCAAAUUGAUAGAAAUCUUUUCAGGUGACAGUUGAUAUUUGCAAGGAUUGUUUUACCAGACUCAAUUCUAAUCUCUUCUCUUAUGUAUUUUUGUGCACUAGGCGCAGUUGUGUAGCAGUUGAGUAAUGCUGGUUAGCUGUUAAGGUGGCGUGUUGCAGUGCAGAGUGCUUGGCUGUUUCCUGUUGUCUCCUGAUUGCUCCUGUGUAUGAUGCCUUGUCGUGCAGAAACAAAUGGCUGUCCAGUUAAUUAAAAUGCCUGACAACUGCACUUCCAGUCACCCGGGCCUUGCGUAAAAUAAUGGAGCAUACAGUGAGCACAUCUAGCUGAUGAUAUACACACCUUAUUUUUUCCAGAAUGGUAAAACUUACCAACCUACAUAUAUGAACUUACAUAUGAGAAUUGUAAUGUUAAGCAAAAAAAUGGUUCAUUCCUCUGUAAGUACUGAUUGGUGUAUCUUUUGCUUAAGACAUUCUGUACUAUACCCACUGUCUCUGUAGUUAAUAUUAAACAUUUUUUUUCUGUGUUAACUUUUCUCAA
Melospiza georgiana is the source of this 3012-nucleotide messenger RNA. It is a transcript of the gene SRSF2, whose product is annotated as serine and arginine rich splicing factor 2. The coding region runs from base 169 to 834 and encodes 221 amino acids. Gene Ontology annotation, molecular function: RNA binding. The record is from RefSeq and is a predicted model, not a curated record. NCBI's taxonomy places the organism in Eukaryota, Metazoa, Chordata, Aves, Passeriformes, Passerellidae. The transcript is spliced from 3 exons.